UCAAUUUUGGGUUGUUGGAUCUGUCUCCCUCUGGUCAGGAGAGUUGAACAGUGAGAGUCGUACUGAGGGAGGUGCAUCUCUGCGACUGCGAGAGACUCUUCUUAGUUGAAUCCGCCACCAUCCUCAAGGUUUCUAAUGCUCCAUAGUCAUCAUGCGCUCGCUUCUCUUCUCCCUCCGCCGCGUAACUCUACUCCCAAGGCAUCGUCAUCAACCUCCUCACGCUUUCUCUCCCAUUCGUAACCCUUUGAUCCCGAUCAAUCCCACCUCUUCCUUUCCUCACCUUCUCUCGUCUUCUUCCUUCUACUCUUCUUCUUCGCAUCACAAUGGAGACGCCAAGGUUGCUGGGCCUCUGGUGGAGUAUGAACGCAGAAUCGUAGCUGGAGAGCUAUUAGAUGGAGACUUAUGUCAGCUUGGUACUUUAAGAGAGCUUCAGAGACUCUACGACGAGCUUGUUCAAUCCGCUGAUGAUUGUCGACUUGAUCGUUAUUCUGCGUCCGCUAAAUCCACUAGGAGUAAUUGGUUCUGGAACAAGUUUGUGUCUCCUCAAUCUUCUGUCUCUCCUGUUAAAGGGUUAUACCUUUAUGGAGGUGUUGGAACUGGAAAGACUAUGCUCAUGGAUCUGUUUUUUCAUCAGUUGCCAAGUAGUUGGAGAGCACAAAGGAUUCAUUUUCACAAUUUUAUGCUAAGUGUUCAUAGCCGCCUCCAGAUGCACAAGGGUCUUGAAGAUCCACUUGAAGUCGUUGGCUUGGAAAUCGCUGACGAGGCUAUAUUACUAUGCUUAGAUGAGUUCAUGGUCAAUGAUGUAGCUGAUGCUUUGAUACUAAACCGUCUCUUUAGACAUUUGUUUAACAAUGGCAUUGUUCUUGUUGCUACAUCCAACCGUGCGCCAGAUAAUCUCUAUGAAAGGGGUUUACAGAGGGAUCUAUUCCUUCCGUUUAUCGCCGCACUAAAGGAAAGAUGUGUGGUUCGUGAAAUUGGUUCAUCGGUAGACUAUCGGAAGCUGACCUCUGCUGAAGAGGGAUUCUACUUCAUUGGAAGGAAUAUUUCUGGCCUUCUUAAACAGAAGUUUCAGCAAUUGGUUGGCGAUGAACCGGCCGGUCCUCAAGUGGUUGAAGUAGUAAUGGGAAGGAAGUUGCAGGUUCCACUGGCUGCCAAUGGGUGUGCCUACUUUCUUUUUGAAGAGCUGUGUGACAGACCCUUAGGCGCAGCAGAUUAUCUCGGAUUAUUCAAGAAAUUUCAUACUUUGGCUCUGGAAGGUGUACCCAUGUUCGGGCUCCACAACAGGACUGCAGCUUACCGUUUUGUAACGCUGGUUGAUGUGAUGUAUGAAACCAAAGCCAGGCUCCUAUGCACAGCAGAGGGUAGCCCUCUAGAACUGCUGGAGAGUAUAGUGACAAUAGCUGAUGCGCAGCAAAUAGCACCAAGAACCUCUUCAAGAUCAAGGAAGAGUGAUGAUAUCGACCUAUGCGUGGACAACGAGCUUGGUUUUGCUAAAGACAGGACCAUUAGCAGGUUAACAGAGAUGAACAGCAAAGAAUACUUGGAACAACACUCAACAAUGUUGCAGGAGAAACAGCCUUCUUUGUAGUUUUAUAUAGCGUGAUUGGAAAUGCCAUCACGAACCUGUUGUAAUAUUGUUUACCGAACAUAUGAUCUCAGUUUAUCCUUUUGACAUUAAUCAUCUCAUAAUAAAAUGUGUUGUAGCACAGACU
Raphanus sativus (radish) is the source of this 1712-nucleotide messenger RNA. RefSeq lists its product as uncharacterized. The coding region runs from base 152 to 1588 and encodes 478 amino acids. Gene Ontology annotation, cellular component: mitochondrion; cytoplasm; chloroplast. The record is from RefSeq and is a predicted model, not a curated record. The transcript is spliced from 13 exons. Lineage: Eukaryota; Viridiplantae; Streptophyta; Magnoliopsida; Brassicales; Brassicaceae. Gene Ontology annotation, molecular function: ATP binding; ATP hydrolysis activity.